Chrysochloris asiatica (Cape golden mole) is the source of this 4177-nucleotide messenger RNA. It is a transcript of the gene DDX6, whose product is annotated as DEAD (Asp-Glu-Ala-Asp) box helicase 6. Lineage: Eukaryota; Metazoa; Chordata; Mammalia; Afrosoricida; Chrysochloridae. Bases 311 to 1762 code for a protein of 483 amino acids. The transcript has 14 exons. Gene Ontology annotation, molecular function: ATP binding; mRNA binding; RNA helicase activity. Gene Ontology annotation, biological process: cytoplasmic stress granule assembly; P-body assembly. Gene Ontology annotation, cellular component: P-body; cytoplasmic stress granule. The record is from RefSeq and is a predicted model, not a curated record.
GCGACUUCAGUGGCGCCAUGAGAGCGGGCAGCGGCGGAGAUUGAAGUGAGUGAAUUCAGAUACAACUCAACCUUGAUAGAGGGCUUUUUAAAAAUAAAAAGUUGAUUCGGUGCAUGGGAGCAAGUUACUGCUGCUUACCGAUCAGAGACUUACAGGUGCUUGCCUGCAUUGCAAUAAAGGACUCAUAUAUUGAGCAAGACUUAUAUUUAUCUCUUCAUUUUGGAGAGCUUAAUAAACUGUUAUUACAGUUUCUCUACUGACUUUCAAAAGUUUUAAAGUUUGAAAGAGACAUCUUUACAAUUAACACAGCAUGAGCACGGCCAGAACAGAAAACCCUGUUAUAAUGGGUCUAUCCAGUCAAAAUGGUCAGCUGAGGGGCCCUGUGAAACCCAGUGGUGGCCCUGGAGGAGGGGGAACACAGACACAGCAACAAUUGAACCAGCUGAAAAACACCAACACAAUCAAUAAUGGCACUCAGCAGCAAGCACAGAGUAUGACCACCACUAUUAAACCUGGUGAUGACUGGAAAAAGACUUUAAAACUCCCUCCAAAGGAUCUAAGAAUCAAAACUUCGGAUGUGACCUCCACAAAAGGAAAUGAGUUUGAAGAUUAUUGUUUGAAACGGGAGUUAUUGAUGGGAAUUUUUGAAAUGGGCUGGGAAAAACCAUCUCCUAUUCAGGAGGAGAGUAUUCCCAUUGCUUUAUCUGGUAGGGAUAUUUUAGCUAGAGCAAAAAAUGGAACCGGCAAGAGCGGUGCCUACCUCAUUCCCUUACUUGAACGGCUAGACCUGAAGAAGGACAAUAUACAAGCAAUGGUGAUUGUUCCUACUAGAGAACUUGCUCUACAGGUCAGUCAAAUUUGCAUCCAGGUCAGCAAACACAUGGGAGGGGCCAAAGUGAUGGCAACUACUGGAGGAACCAAUUUACGGGAUGAUAUAAUGAGGCUUGAUGACACAGUACAUGUGGUGAUAGCUACCCCUGGGAGAAUCCUGGAUCUUAUCAAGAAAGGAGUAGCAAAGGUUGAUCAUGUCCAGAUGAUAGUAUUGGAUGAGGCGGAUAAGUUGCUGUCACAGGAUUUUGUACAGAUAAUGGAGGAUAUUAUUCUCACGCUACCUAAAAACAGGCAGAUUUUACUAUAUUCUGCUACUUUCCCUCUUAGUGUACAAAAGUUCAUGAAUUCCCAUUUGCAAAAACCAUAUGAAAUUAACCUGAUGGAGGAACUAACUCUGAAGGGAGUAACCCAGUACUACGCAUAUGUAACUGAGCGCCAAAAAGUACACUGCCUCAACACACUCUUCUCCAGGCUUCAGAUAAAUCAGUCGAUCAUUUUCUGCAACUCCUCUCAGCGAGUUGAAUUGCUAGCCAAGAAGAUUUCUCAGCUGGGUUAUUCUUGCUUCUAUAUCCAUGCUAAAAUGAGGCAGGAACAUCGAAAUCGUGUAUUUCAUGAUUUCCGAAAUGGCUUAUGCCGAAAUCUUGUUUGCACUGAUCUGUUUACCCGAGGUAUUGACAUACAAGCUGUGAAUGUGGUGAUAAACUUUGACUUCCCAAAGCUGGCAGAGACUUAUCUCCAUCGUAUUGGAAGAUCAGGUCGUUUUGGUCACCUUGGCUUGGCCAUCAACUUGAUUACAUACGAUGAUCGCUUCAACCUGAAAAGUAUUGAGGAGCAGCUGGGAACAGAAAUUAAACCUAUUCCAAGCAACAUUGACAAGAGCCUGUAUGUGGCAGAAUACCAUAGCGAGCCUGUAGAAGAUGAGAAACCUUAACAAGCAUGCUUUGACAAACAGAAGGCCCGUUUGGAUCUGUGACACAUCGUUUUCGGGGGAUGCUCUUCUCUUUGUGUGUUUUUCAUCAUCUUUUCUUUUGGAACUAUGAAGACUUAAAAGAGCUCAGACUUUCAUUUUUCUUUUUCUUUUUUUUUUUCUUUUUUUAAGUGCUGAAGAGAAAAAAGCUGAAAAGAAGGAAUAUACCUUUUUUGUUCCACUUGUUUGCACUGUGUGCUGACUGAACAUUAGUUGCACUAACUGCUGGUUUUAAAAAAAAAAAAAAAAAAUUCUGGGGGAGGGGGACAAGGAAGGAGGAGAAAGAAGAGAAGGGGAGAAACCCUGAAAAGAGAAGAAUCUUGAUGAACACACAAGCUUGUCUGCAGUUUCAAAAUUCUCCAACAGCUGACUUCCGAGUGCAUUUCAACUUCUCCUUGGUUACUCAUCCGUUUUUUAAGCCUAAAGAGCUUAUUACUUAUUUGUGCGAAGUGCCUUAUGCUAUGAGACCAUUCAGAAUAUCAUCUUUCAGACACAGCCCAAGGAAUCAACGAGUAAUUUUUUCUUUUUUCCUUCAGUUUUUGUCUUUUUGUUUUGGUUUCACUUUGAAGUUUCUCUCUUCCCUUUCUACACACGUACUCAAGCCCAGGGCUGGAAGAUGAAACAUAAUAGUAAUGUUAAACACCUUUUAUUUUUCUUUAUGUGGAGGAGUUGAUAUGCAACUGCAGUUCAUCCGCACUGUAAAUACAUGUAUUUAAAAAAAAAAAAAAAUCCCAAGUAAAAAUUUCUUUUGGGCUGAAUAGAUGCACCAUCAUCGCUCCCAAAGGAAAGAGCAGUCUGUCAUUGCAGGAGCCAUAUGACAAGCCUUUGUGCUCUGUAGCAGAACACUAAAGACUGGUUUUACAUACGCCUCCAUUAGCAGUUAUGGCACUUGAUAUGUAGACAUGUCAGAGCCUUGACCCUCUUUCCUCUGUGGUAAAGCGUGUCCCAUAGAAAAUUGGGUGUGUAUACUUGUAUAAACUUUGUAAAUAAGUUUUUUUUUUUCUGGGUUCAUAUAUAUAUAUACAUAUAUAUAUAUAUUUUUGUUUUGUUUUGUUUUUUGUUUUGGAUGAAGGUUGCUGGGAUUAAGGGGAUUAGAGUGAUUAUGGGAGCAGCUGAAGAUGAGAGGGGCUCAGUUUUCCGCAACACUAAAUUCUAAAUGUACCUUGGCCUUAUAUUGUAGAAGAUCUCUACAGGGAUCCUAUAUUAGAAAAGGGACCCUGAAGUCGGAUCCAAUGUGUUAUGCUACACUGUCUCAUCUAGUACCUUUGGAGGAGACCCAUCAGAGAGCAAGCAAGGAAGGUUCAAAAAUUUGUAAUUCAAGAUGUUAUUUUGAGAAGCUCUCUGAUUUUACUUCUUUUCCCCCUUUUUUAAAAAUUGAACUUUUAAAGCUCUACAAAAAGGGUCAGUGAUUAAUCUACCUUGCAGUGUGGAGAUUCUAAUGAGUGACAGUGUAUAGUAUAAAGCACGAGUUUGCAUUUCAGAAUAUUAACCAGUACCAGCUUUGGUAACAUCAGCAGUUCUGAAGCUAAAUACCUAUGGAUCAUAUCCUGUAGUGUAUAUAAGUGUUGUCCUCUGCCCACCUUGAUAACAUAAACUCUUGCAGAAAUGGGCAACCUGAGAGAACUGUUACUACAGUGCUACAGAAAACUGCUUGCCAUCUUCUGUGACAAGAAUUGUUACCUGUUGUUUUGCAUUGUAAAUUGCUGGCAGAUGCUUUAUAGUCAGUAGUGUUGCUUUAAAUUGUGCCCCUCCCAACAUGCUUGAUGUUUGGCCUGAUCUCCAGGCAAAAGGAGUGAGAUGAAUCAACCAGUGAACUUUUUUUUUUUUUUUUAAUGUUUUUUAAUCCCUUUUAACCCAGUAUACUACGUCAAUCAGGAGGCAUCUAGGAGAAAAAGGUAAAAACUUGAUUUUUUAAAAAUUUCAUUUCCAUAGUCCAUCGUUUGUCAAAAUCUUAAAUUUAAGUCCUGCAUAUGAUAAUGCUUUCAAGCUUAACUCAUCAGGAUAAAGAAAUCAAUUUGAAGUUGCUCUUUGGUUCUGCCUAGUUCUACACGAAACUGUUUGUGACUCAGAUUCCUUGAGGUUCAAAAUCCUGCAGAUGCCUCCUGAUUAGACAUAGCCCUAAUUCCUUCCAACUGUAGCAAGAGCUGCACAGUACAAACUCAAAAAAGAACGAGUUCAUUUAUUUGGAAUCCAAGCCACGUAUGUUCUAUCCAGCCAAUGCUGAUUUAUUCUGAAUGCGAUCCCUAGCUAAUAAAGUAACUUUUUUCCAGGGAAGGGUUGGGGGGAAGGAAUUUAAAAGGCAUCACAUUUUGACCAAAACUCUUGCCUUUGUACUGAUGCAGCUCUCUGUUCCCUCCGUCUCUGGCGAGAUUAAGAGGG